Guyanagaster necrorhizus is the source of this 3055-nucleotide messenger RNA. RefSeq lists its product as uncharacterized. Gene Ontology annotation, biological process: positive regulation of DNA-templated transcription. The transcript has a single exon. NCBI's taxonomy places the organism in Eukaryota, Fungi, Basidiomycota, Agaricomycetes, Agaricales, Physalacriaceae. Gene Ontology annotation, cellular component: Set1C/COMPASS complex. The record is from RefSeq and is a predicted model, not a curated record. Bases 333 to 2873 code for a protein of 846 amino acids.
AGCAGCCGUCUGUCCCUGCCUUCCCACCUAUCUCGAUCCAGGAGCGUGUUACAAGCCCGACAUAUCUCAAAGAUGGAGUUCCGACAAGGGAACGGAUUACGAGUCCGAGGGAACACAUUUCGAGUCCAAUCUUGUCCAGAGAGCAAGUUACAAGUCCUAUUUCAGCUAGAGAGCGCAUUCUGAGCCCUCUCUUGGCCAAGGAGUACAUACCGAGUUCCACUAGGGAGUCGACGGCCAGAACUAGAGAACGAAUCUCCAUUGCCACCCAUCUCGAUCCGCUUCAAGAGAGGGCAUUCAGUCCUACAUCUGCCAGAGAAACAGUUCUUAGCCCUAUGGUCGCAAAGGAGAGACCUCCUAGUCCUGUGGUUACGAGAGAGAGGCUUUCUAGCCCCAUGAUUACCAGAGAGCGUUUUCCUAGUCCCUUGACCUCCAGGGAUUGGGAAGUUUCAAACAUCAUUCAACAUGAGAAUGAACGCGAGGAGAGGGUCGUUAGUCCCAUUUCAAGUAGGGAUCUGGUGAACCCUGAGGCUAUCGGUUUUCAGGAGGACCCACUUAUCUCUCAUUUGGAGCCACGUCGCGAACAAGUAAGCAUGUCCAGCUUGAUAUCAGGACCCUUGCAGCGAGACAGAACGGCGUCAAUAUCAUUCUUGACGUCAUCUUUGGUUAUUGUCCGGCAUCCACAGUCAUCAUCAUCAGAGCGAACCUUCAGCCCAAUUCCCUCUUCCUCUCCGAACGAAAAUACAGGGUCUCCUAAUGUUUCACCUCAUUCCAAGCCACCCAUACCGCCGCCAAUAGUACCUGUUUCUUCACCGAUCAUCCCCCUUCCUACGCCCACCCAGAGAGUUGUGAGCCCGAUUGUUCCUACUCCGACCAGCACUAUGAAGCGGAGCCCUCCAGGAAGCCAGACAGGCCGGGCUAUUGCUCAUGCGCAUGUUUAUGGAAAGGCGGAAGAGCACACGCAGAAGAAAAUCGAAACGAUCGAUGAGGUCAAGGUGGAGAGACGGGAAAGCGUUAUGCCACUGACACCAGCACCCAGUACUCCUAUGAAAGACCACUUGAUGCCUUCGACGGAAAGCGAAUUGGAGCUGAAGCACGCGAAGCACAAAGAGUCAACGCAUUUGCAGCACAAGGACAAAGCCACAGACCCCCCACCAAAGAGGCCAUCAUCAGCCACCGUUCAUAAAGAGAAGCUCACCCCACCCAAGAGACCAUUGUCUGCCACCUCCCACAAGGACGGUAUGACGCAAGAGGAUGCGCACGAAUGGUUCCUCGAGCAUUUUGCCGAUUCACCUGCUCCGAAGAAGAAGAAACCGAACAAUACCUCAUCGCCUGAAGAUGAUCUUACCAAAGAGCUGGAGAGGGAGCUAGCGGAUGUUGACAUGCCGAUGGACGAUGCCAAUGAAGAAGCCGAGCGGAUGGAGGUUGACGUGGAAGAUGAGCUGCUGAGCUUGGUGCAGGACGAGCCUGUUAAGGAGAAAUUGGUGCUGCCGCCUGUUCCGCCUGUCAGAAAGGCCAGUAUGAAGAAGAAGGCUUCUGAGGAGCGCGACAGGGAGUCGAUGCCGCCGCCUGCGACGACGACCGUCAAGACGAAGAAAAAGCCUGGUCCUAAGCCAAAGGCCACGAAAUCUGCGGUCAAAACCACAACGAAAACUGGUCCGAAAGGGAAGAAGGAAGCAUCGGUGUCUCUAAAGGGCAAGGCAGCGUCAAUAUCGGCUUCAAGAUCGCGAUCGACCAGUGUCAUGCCUGGCGAAUCGCAGGAGGAGGGUUUAGAUGAAAAGUCUGAAGAGAAGGAGAAGGAGUUAGAGGACGACAAAGUAUACUGCGUGUGCAAACGGAAGUACGACGAAGGCCGGUGUAUGAUUGGUUGCGAUAGGUGUGACGACUGGUACCAUACCCAGUGCGUGAAUAUGUCGGAGCUGGAAGUUGAUCUGGUGGACCAGUUCAUAUGUCCACCCUGUAUUCAGAGUGCGCGGUCUUUCGUCUCAGAGUCUUUCUUGUGGCUGAUCUGUUAUGACUCAGAAAAUCCUCACCUGAACCUGAAGACGACAUAUAAAACCAGAUGUCUAAAUGGACUUGACGAUCCCAACCCGUCCUCUACUGAGGCAUGCCAUCGGCCAUCAAAAGGUGCCUUGAGCAAGUACUGCUCGCCUGAGUGCGGUAUAAAGUACAUGCGACGAAGGAUCGACGCUUAUACGGAGAAGGGUGGUAGUCGAGAGGUGCUAUGGUCCAAGGUGAAAGACGCUGAACGACGAGAAGGGGUCGUAGUUCACUGUCAAACCGGUGCCGUGAUGAAGAGCAAGACCAAGGCGGAGCGGGAGGUCGAACGCUUGAGUGGACCGCUGGAAGCCAUUGGUAAGGCACGGACAGGACUGCGACGUGCAAUGGAGUGUGUUCUCUGGCGACAACGGGUGUGGGAGCUCGCGUGCCAGCGGGCUGAGGAAGGGGGUGACAUCUGUGGGUGGGAUCAACGACUCUGCUUCGGUGAGGAGGAGUGGGAGGAGUGGGGUGACGGGGUCGAAGAGAGUUAUGCUGCUGAUGCGGACGAUACUGAUGCCGAAUGGUGGUGUCCCGGUCCAAAGGAUUGCGAACGGCAUCAUGGUUGGCAGUCCAUUCGCCAGGACGACAUCAAUAACGAGAAGACAAAGGGUGAAGAGGCCAUCAUGAAACUCACGACCAAAGAGAGAGAAAUACGCAAACAAAUGGAGGAUCUCUUAGGCGCUGAGAGCACAGACAUUGACAGAGACACCAAGCCUGGGCCCUUGAAGAGCAAUGGCAAGGUCAUCAAUGUCCAUGGGAACGGGCUUAAGAACGUCAAGGGGAAGGUAAAGGCGAACGGGGAUGACAAGAAGACUCUGAAGAGGAAGAAACGAUAGUACAUAGUUUGCUGCCAUGACUUUACUCACCUACUUACUGAUCUUGUAUUUUUAUUUCUCUUUUGUAGCUCAUUCCUCGUGUCAUCGUCUGCUUUGUUACUUGCAUGUAUAGUCAACCUCGAUAGUCAAUGUCAAUAGUACAAUAUGAAACACACAACGUAGAGAGGUCAUCAGUAAUGUAG